AUGAGCAAUUAGAAAGUUAUAGAUAGAGAUACCCAUCCAAUUAAUCAUCAAGUUGUUGAAAACAUCAAGAAAUCCAAUGUAAAUUGGAAGCCAUUCGAAGUAGAAGAUAAUCCUUUUAAGGAUUUGGACCCAGCUGAAUUUAACAUGAAAUUUGGUCUACUCGGAAUAGAAAAGAAAGACUUAUAGUCUAACCUUAAGAAUUUAGCAUUCAAGCAUUUAAAAGGAUUCUUUGAUACACUCACUGGAGGAAAAUCUGAAUCAUAUCAUCAUGAGCAUGAGAAUGAGAAUAAACUAAGAUUGAAAGCUACUUUACCAACUUCUUUUGAUUGGCGCACUUAAAUGGCAGCAUGUACUCAUCCUGUGAAAGAUCAGAAUAGAUGUGGUUCUUGCUGGGCUUUUGCAGCAACUGGAUUUCUUCAAGACAGAUUCUGUAUAUAAAGUGGUGGCUCAGUUAUAGUUGACUUAUCUUCUUAAGACAUGGUUAGCUGUGACUUUUCUAACUCUGGAUGCAGUGGAGGAUGGCUCUCUUCAUCAGUUAACUAUCUUAUCAAUCACGGAGUAGUUUCUCAUGAAUGCCUAUCAUAUAGUUCAACUGCUGGAUAAACCACAUCAUGCAAGUAUAGAUGUGAUGAUAAAUCAACUCCAUAUAAAAAAUACGGCUGCAGGUUUAAUUCAAUGAAGAUUUUGAUAGACAGUGAAGAUAUUAAAUAGGAUCUUAUGACUAAUGGGCCCAGUAUGUUUGCAUUUCUCAUAUAUUCUGAUUUCACCUCAUACAAUACUGGAAUUUAUGAAGUUAGCAAUAGUGCUUAUGUAAGAGGAGCACAUGCAGUUCAGGUCUUAGGUUGGGAUUAUGAUAAUGGAAGACUAUAUUGGAUAGCUUAAAAUCAAUGGGAUACUACAUGGGGAGAGGCUGGAUAUUUCAAAAUAUAUGACGGUUAAGCUGGAUUUGGAAAAACAGCAAUUUCAUGCAUGCCUGAUUUCGAUUGA
This is a messenger RNA of Stylonychia lemnae, 987 nucleotides long. The record is from the annotation of a GenBank genome assembly. NCBI's taxonomy places the organism in Eukaryota, Ciliophora, Spirotrichea, Sporadotrichida, Oxytrichidae.